Molecule: messenger RNA, 1910 nt
Organism: Tympanuchus pallidicinctus (lesser prairie-chicken)
Lineage: Eukaryota; Metazoa; Chordata; Aves; Galliformes; Phasianidae
Gene: PIP4K2B
Product: phosphatidylinositol-5-phosphate 4-kinase type 2 beta
Exons: 10
Coding region: 26-1294 (422 amino acids)
Biological process (GO): phosphatidylinositol metabolic process
Molecular function (GO): phosphatidylinositol kinase activity
Source: RefSeq, a predicted model, not a curated record
UUUGCGGGGCCGUUCGGAGGCAGCCAUGGCCUCGAAUUGCGCGGGGGGAUCGGCGGCGGGGAGCGGCGGAGCGGCUCUGGGUUCGGCACUCAGCGCCAGCAAAACCAAGACCAAGAAGAAACACUUCGUGUGCCAGAAGGUGAAGCUGUUCCGGGCUUCGGAGCCGCUGCUCAGCGUCCUCAUGUGGGGGGCCAACCAUACGAUCAACGAACUCAGCAACGUUCCUGUCCCUGUCAUGUUGAUGCCCGAUGAUUUUAAAGCCUACAGUAAGAUCAAGGUGGACAAUCAUCUGUUCAACAAGGAAAACUUGCCCAGUCGCUUUAAAUUUAAGGAGUAUUGUCCUCUGGUGUUCCGAAACCUCCGGGAAAGGUUUGGGAUUGAUGACCAGGAUUACCAGAACUCGGUGACACGAAGUGCCCCAGUGAACAGCGACAGCCAGGGCCGAUGUGGGGCCCGGUUCCUCACCACCUACGACAGGAGGUUUGUCAUUAAGGCCGUGUCGAGUGAGGAUGUGGCAGAGAUGCACAACAUCUUAAAGAAGUACCACCAGUUCAUAGUGGAGUGCCAUGGGAACACCCUUCUGCCCCAGUUCCUCGGCAUGUACCGGCUCACCGUGGAUGGAGUGGAAACCUACAUGGUGGUUACCAGAAACGUGUUCAGCCACAGGCUGACAGUGCACCGAAAAUACGACCUGAAGGGCUCAACAGUGUCCAGGGAAGCAAGCGAUAAGGAGAAGGCCAAGGAUUUGCCGACGUUCAAGGACAACGACUUCUUGAAUGAGGGACAGAAGCUGCAUGUUGGGGAAGAGAGCAAAAAGAACUUCCUCGAGAAGCUGAAGCGGGACGUGGAGUUCUUAGCUCAGCUGAAGAUCAUGGACUACAGCCUGCUGGUUGGGAUCCACGAUGUUGACCGAGCAGAGCAGGAAGAGAUGGAAGUGGAGGAUCGGGCAGAGGAUGAGGAGUGUGAGAAUGAUGGCCUCGGAGGGAACCCCAUCUCCUCGUAUGGAACCCCCCCAGACAGCCCUGGCAAUCUCCUCAAUUACCCUCGCUUCUUUGGGCCUGGAGAGUUUGAUCCCUCUGUUGAUGUCUACGCCAUGAAAAGCCACGACAGUGCCCCCAAGAAGGAAGUGUACUUCAUGGCCAUUAUAGACAUCCUUACACCAUAUGAUGCAAAGAAGAAAGCUGCACACGCUGCCAAAACAGUGAAACAUGGGGCUGGGGCAGAGAUCUCCACCGUGAACCCGGAGCAAUACUCCAAACGCUUCAAUGAGUUCAUGUCCAAUAUCCUGACAUAGUCAUCUUCAGCCUUCAGAGGAACGCGAGGAGAAGAGGGGCUACUUCCCAGGGGAGAACGCAGCCUGUGACACUAAAACAGACUCUGUAGCAGCAUGUGGGGUGUGUGAGUGAGUGAGUGAGUGAGUGAGUGAGUGAGUGAGUGAGUGAGUGGCACUGCGUGACUUCAGAGACAACGUAUUUUCAGUGCACCCCUCCGACAGCCCACAUCGGCCAGGUGGGAGAAAAGGGGGGGUAAAGGGGGGGGGGGGGGGGUUUGUUACAGAAGUGCCCAGACAUCAAUUCGAGGGCUUUUUAAAACAAGAAAAGUGCAUUUGUUGCCAGCACUGCUCUUCCUGACGGUGUUUCCUCCUCUCUGACCAAGGGACUCCCAGGGAUGUGACAUGAGGCGCUGCGCCUGGGGGUCACUCGAGCUCAGCUUUACUUUGGAGUAAAGCAGUGCCUGAUGCCACAAACUCCUUUUUUUAAUUAAUUAAUUACCAUCGAAUUGUCUUUGCAAGAAUGACCUCCAAGCCCUUUUACUUCCCUCGCUCUAAGAAUUGGAAGGAAAAUCGCUCGCCGUCUCGAGGAUGGAAAAUAUGACACUGAUAAGGAGGAGUCGCUGAACUUUAGGUGAAU